Coregonus clupeaformis (lake whitefish) is the source of this 4010-nucleotide messenger RNA. RefSeq names its product neural cell adhesion molecule 1-like. Gene Ontology annotation, biological process: cell adhesion. Gene Ontology annotation, cellular component: neuron projection; membrane. Gene Ontology annotation, molecular function: protein binding. The transcript has 23 exons. Bases 178 to 3372 code for a protein of 1064 amino acids. The record is from RefSeq and is a predicted model, not a curated record. NCBI's taxonomy places the organism in Eukaryota, Metazoa, Chordata, Actinopteri, Salmoniformes, Salmonidae.
CUUCUAGUCACUCAUUCUGCGAGCAACUCGCGUGCGUACCCGAGUAGCUGUAAGGACCAAUUCGAAUAUUGCUAUCAGAAUACAGUAGUUGGAAAACAUAUUUCUUCAGAACACAGAAAUCGUUUAGCAAGCCUGUCCAUCUAUUCUUCAAGGAGAAUAUCUUUGUGAGAUAUUGCAAUGCUUCAAACAAGGUAUCUCAUCUGGGCAUUGCUCUUCUUUGGCUAUGCAGCCUCACUGCAGGUGGAGAUCACCCCGAUGCAAGGCGAGAUCAGUAUGGGGGAGUCAAAAUUCUUCCUCUGCGAAGUUGUCGGAGAUGUAAAGGACAUUGAUUGGUAUGCCCCGAACGGCGAGAAGCUCCUACCGAACAGACAGGACAUCCUCGUGAACCGCAACGACGAGUCCUCGUCCACUCUCACUAUCUAUAACGCCAACGUGGACAAUGCCGGCAUCUACAAGUGUGUGGCCAAAAAUGGAGACAAGGAGUCUCAGGGCACCGUCAACGUGAAAAUCUUCCAAAAGAUAACCUUCAAGAACGCCCCUUCCCCACAGGAGUUCAAUGAAGGGGAUGACGCUGACAUCAUCUGUGACGUCGUCAGCUCGCCUCCCGCUGACAUCAUCUGGAAGCACAAAGGCUCAAAGAUCCAGGUUGCAAAAGACGUUCGUUUUAAGAUCCUGACCAACAACCACCUCCAAAUCCGAGGCAUCAAGAAAACAGAUGAAGGGGCGUACACCUGUGAGGCUCGUGUUAUGACCAGGGGAGAGAUUGACCUGAAGAUCAUUAAGGUCAUCAUCAACGUGCUCCCUAGCAUCCGCACCAGGCAGUCGGAGGUGAAUGCCACGGCGGACAUCAACCAGUCUGUGAUGCUGGCCUGUGACGCUGACGGCUUCCCUGAACCCACAGUCACCUGGGCCCGUAAAAGCAUUGUCCUUGAAUCGGACGAUAAGUACGGCCUGAACGACGACGGCUCGGAGCUGAUAAUAAAGGAUGUCAAGAAAGUGGAUGAAGGAGAUUACACAUGCAUCGCCCGGAACAAGGCUGGGGAGAAAGAGGAGGAAGUCAGCUUGAAUGUGUUUAUGCAACCUAAGAUCACCUACCUGGUCAACCAGACUGCAUCAGAGCUGGAGGAGCAGAUCACCCUGACCUGCGAGGCCUCCGGAGACCCCACCCCAACCAUCACCUGGAGCUUUGGCAGCAGGGUCUUCACAGAGAGAGAGCAGGCUUCUUGGACUCGCCCCGAGACGUACGAGAGUCUUGAUGGGAAUGUUGUUGUGCGUAGUCACGCACGGGUGUCCUCUCUCACCUUGAAGUAUGUCCAGUACACCGAUGGCGGCCACUACCUCUGCACCGCCCGCAACUCCAUCGGUCAGGACCAGCAGACCAUGUACCUGGAAGUGCGCUAUGCUCCCAAGAUCCAGGGCUCGGUGGCGGUCUACACCUGGGAAGGGAACGCAGCCAACAUCAGCUGUGAGGUGCUGGCUCAUCCGGGAGCCUCAGUGGUGUGGUUCAGAGAUGGCCAGCAGCAGCCUAGCACUAACACCACCAACGUCAAGAUCUACAACACACCAGCCGUCAGCUACCUCGAGGUCACCCCAGAUUCCCAGAAUGACUUUGGAAGCUACAACUGCACAGCCACCAACAUGAUCGGAACAGAGUCCAAGGAGUUCCUCCUGAUCCAAGCAGAUGUGCCGUCGGCACCCGCCAUCGAGCGAGUGGAGCCCUUCUCCAGCACCGCCGUUGUGGAGUUUGAGGAGCCCGAUGCCAGCGGCGGCGUUGCUAUCCUCAAGUACCGGGCCGAGUGGCGCAUGCAGGGUGAAGACUGGGCCGGCAGAGAGUACGACGCAGAGGAUGGCCUGAGCAUGAUCACCAUCGUUGGCCUGAAGCCCGAGACCAUCUACGAGGUCAAGAUGUCCGCCAUCAACGGCAAGGGCGAGGGCGAGAGCAGCCCUCCCCUGAACUUCAAGACUGAGCCAGUCCGCUAUACUUUCACAAUUUCGUCAGUGACACCAACCUUCAUUCCUUCAACAAGUGCAGCCCUUAAAGGGGAGCCCAGUCCCCCUAAACUGGAGGGAAAGCUGCAGACCACGGGCAACACCCUCAAGGUCAACUGGAUCAAGCAGGACGAUGGGGGCUCGCCCAUCAAACACUACCUGAUCAGAUACAGGGCUAAGCACGUUCCGGACUGGAAGCCGGAGAUCCGCCUGCCCCACGGCAGUGAGUACGUGGUGCUGAGCAGCCUAGACUGGAACACAGAGUAUGAAGUCUACGUGGUGGCUGAGAACCAGCAGGGCAAGUCCCAGCCCGGCACCCUCUCCUUCAGAACCGCAGCAGAGCCCACCGCCAUCCCAGACACUAUGGAUAGUGGCUCAGGCCUGGGCACAGGGGCCAUCGUGGGGAUCCUCAUUGUGGUCUUUGUGCUGCUGCUGGUGGGCAUCGACGUCACCUGCUACUUCCUCAACAAGUGUGGCCUCGUCAUGUGCAUUGCCGUCAACUUCUGCGGCAAGUCCGGACCCGGAGCCAAGAGCAAGGACCUCGAGGAGGGCAAGGCGGCGUUCACGAAGGAUGAGUCAAAGGGGCCCAUCGUGGAGGUGAGGACAGAGGAGGAGCGCACUCCUAACCAUGAAGGGGGGGGACCCACAGAGCCUAAUGAGACCACCCCUCUGACCGAGCCUGAGCCCGCUGGUGACACUACCGCCACAGUGGUGGACUUGCUCCCCUCUGUCGCCACUAACUCUGACCCCAUCACUGAGAGCUUUAGCACAUGCCAGAACAGCCCAGCUAGCGAGAGCACCACUCUCACUUCCAGCACAGCUGGCCCAACCCCUGUCUCGGCUGAGUCCAAAACGAACCACAAAACCUCCCCUAAAAGCACUCCCGCCCCGAUCCCCCAGUCCAGCACGCCCAAAGCUAGCACCCCCACCCCCCAGCCUGCCACCCAAUCCAACGUGGCACCCCUCGUCGACCUAAGCGAGGCUCCUAAAGCCACGCCCUUAUCCAACCCCAAGCCCCCCACCCCCUCAGCCCCUUCCUCAGAGCCAGCCAAGGUCCCCUCCAACCCCCCCUCUGCCAAAGCCGAUGCCGCGCCACAGAGCCAGCACGAGUCUGUCCAAAGCCCCUCCGCCAGCGACAGUCAGAAUAAGGACUUACAGAUAGACGGCCUGGCCAAGGAUGUGUUUGAUGCCCCGGGCAAAGGCUCCGAGGCCCCGGCAGACUCCACUGCUGCACCUGCACCGGCCCAGGACGACGGUAAGAUCGUGACAGACGAUAAAAGUAAAGUGCCGGAGACGGUGACAGAGGUGAAGAAAACCCUGUCCGAGGUUAAGACAGUCCCUAAUGAAGCUGCAAAGACAAACGGCAACGAGAGCAAAGCAUGAUCCCGACAGCGAAAAGGGAGGGGGUAGGGUGCACUACAGUCACAGACCUCCAGAGGCAAAUGUCACACACCACUCCAUCAAACAACAAAAAGAUAAAAAAAGGUUAUCUUUCUUCAGUGUCUUCUAUGAGUUCUCCGAACAAAAGAUGAGUUUGUUAGACAUGUAGAGUGGGAAGAAGACCUAAUGCACAUGCCUUAGUGUUUCUUUCUUUAUCUGUUAUUCCUUUUGUAAUUUUCUCUGUGUUCACGUGAAGGAAAAUCCUUACCUCUAGUUACCUCUCCUUGACCUCCUUUUGUAUGUAACAUCAACGUUACCAGUCUUUUAAAUGGGACAGAAGCUAAGUAUCAUCUGCAUAGAUAACCAUGGGGAGUUGUAGCUUUACUUCAGAACAAUGCCUUUACGAUGUGCACACACAUAAAUCCAAAACCUUACUCACACACUAUUUCCAGUUAUGUUCUCUUUGUUAUGCAGUAUCGCCAUCAUUAUUUCCACUGCUAAUGGAUUUUUGGGUACGUUUUUUAUUUUUUGUUGUGUUUAAAUAAUGUGCAGAAGUAACUGCCUUUUAUUGUAUCUUUAUUUUUCAUGCAUAAUUCAUGCAUAAGAACUAGAGAUGGAGCAUUAGCAUGCCUACUUUGUGA